AUGGCUGCCCGCAUGGUUAGGCGUGGACCUAAUAUCUUGUAAGAGAACGUGGUUGUUUGAAUGCAGGUUCACAGAUACAUCUGAGCUUCGAGAUGACGAGAUCACUCCUGGUGUUGUGUUUUAUUUGGUCAAAUCUGGUACUGCCAGUUCAUGGAGAUGGAUACCCUCCAGGCCAUCUACUGCCCCUAGGGAGCCACAUGCCUCCAGAGACAGGGAUACCAAUGAUGGGCAAGUUUCCAUCCCCAUGGGUAUUCUAUGAUGAAUUCGUAAAGAAGUCACAGCCUUUGGUAAUGAGGAAAGUCCUGCUGAACAAUGAUAUUCCUGCUUUUCAGAAAUGGACAGAUGCUUAUUUAAGUGAUAUCUUCGGCCAUGUGCCAGUGGAAGUUGAGAGUAAUAAGAAGGAAGAUAGAGAGAAUGGAACCAUGUGGCACAUGACUUUGGAAAAAUACAUCAGUGUAUAUAAAAAACUGAAUGGCUACCUGGUCACAGAUUUACCAGAUUCAAUGAAAGUGGACCUGAAGGUGCCCUUGACCUUACAGUGUGGCGGUUUCCAGGACAACCUGCAAAGCAUCAUCAUGUGGUUCAGUAGUGGCGGUACCAAGUCCCAUCUUCAUAACGAUGGCCUGGACAACAUUAACUGUGUCUUGGAUGGCACUAAGGAAUUGGUCCUCAUUGACAAGAAAUAUGAUUAUAUGGUAGAGGCAGAUGGCUGGAUGGAGGACGGUGCCUUCAGCCGAGUUAAUGUGGACAGAGUUGACAUGCAUGAGUUCCCUAAUUUACAAAAAGUCCCCUGGCACAAAGUUGAGGUCAACAAAGGCGACUGUCUAUUUAUUCCAUUUAGGUGGUUCCACCAUGUGCACUCAUUACCUGGUCGUAACUUGGCCUUGAACUUCUGGUUCCAUCAUCGGAUGUGGUAUAAUACUUCCCAGUGUGAAGACAUGGACCCCUACACAGCCUCUCCCAAACCCCUGGUGCAGUUUAAUUUCCCACAGCCUAUUGAAGAAGCCAGGAGCUUACUACUAGAGUCAAUGGAGGGAAAAGAAAGCAUCACGAGAGAAGAUUUCUCUACGCUGUUUGGUACUGAUGUGAAGGAUAAAGAUGAGAUAAAUAAGUGUUUUGCGAUUAUUGAUGAGGACAAAAACGAUUUACUUGAGUGGCCUGAAUUAUACAAGUUUAAUUUAAGCGAGAUGGUCAGGGACUUCCCUGACUUGUUUCCUGCUAUGAACCUGGAACAUGAUGAAGAAGAUGAGGUAGAACAUGAACAAUCAGACGCUGAUGGACCAGGAGAAAGUGACUUUAUCGUUGACGAUGAUGAUGAUGAUGAUGAUGAUGAUGAUGAUAAAGAAAAAGAAAAAGAAAAAGAUCUCAAAUUUGCAGAAGAGGGAAAGGAAGAUGAAGAUUUUAGAAAUGAAAUGUAUUCUGAAAAACAAACAUCAAACGAAUUUCAAAGCGAGACAAUUGACAAUUUUGAGGGAGGGAUACAUAUACACCAUGUAAAACAUGAAAAGGAGAAGGUGGAAGUGAAAGUAGAAACGGAUCCCAAAAAAAUGAAACACGAGGAGCUGUAGCUAACAGUUGUUGGAAAUAGGAAAAAGUGCCAUAAUAACAUAUUUACCUCACUUGAUCUAAAGAUUGAGUGCGUAUUUUCUCAAAUUAAAAAAAUAUUCGGAUCAUUUGAAUUUGCAUUGAACUGUAAAACUAAUCCUCUGUGGAAAAUGAAGUUAGAAAUUGCUUCGAAAAUGACUAAAUUGUGGUAGAAAAAAAUAGGUUAUGUAUGAUGUGGCAGAAUAUUAUGGAAGUGUUGUGAUAAACCUUUAUUAUUGAACAGCUAGCUGGAAUGUUGAACUCAUAUUGAAUAAUAUCAUUUUUCUACAUAAAUAUUGAUUAUUGUGCAGCCAACUUUAAUAUAGAACAAACUCAUAUUGAAUUGUCUCCUCUAUACACACCCAAGUCAUUCAAAAACCAGUACAUUCCAUUGAUGUUACCUUGUACCAUAGCAUUUGCUUUUUUUUCAAUUUCUUGCUUUUUUUUGCUUUUUUUAAUUUUUUGUUAUUCAAAUUAUUAUACAGGUUGUGAGGUUUGUGUGAUAUAAAAUCAACCUUGACAAUUGUCGUUGAGAUUUUUGUUUGUUAAUUGGAACCAAAUACAUCCAAUAUAGGUAAUGUUUAGAUAAUAAACAUCUGUUGCUUCUAUUGUUUAUUUUAUAUUGAGAACAAUGUGACACUCUAAAGUUGUGUUCAUCUUUUAAUUUGACUAAAAUCAUUACUAGAAAUGUCAAGUUUUCAUAUAUUUGUAAAAUUCUGGACAUAAAUCUGGAGUACCAGUGUGGUUUCAUAUUUCACUUGCCUAAGUAAAACUACUAUACAUGGAUGUGUUGACUGGGUCAGAUUGCUAAAAUUGUCCAGAAAAAAAUAUGAAUUUUAAUAGGUUCAUCUGUACCCGAGUAUUUUUAAACACCUGUCAUAAAAUUUGACGGGAUGCAAUAUGGUAUGACUCUGUGCGGCCAUCAUAGAAUCACAAUGUUGUGUUUUCUACACAGUAUUUUGAUUUAGCAAAUUUUGAAAGCAUUGUUACUGUUUAUUUCUUUAGCAUUUGAAUUUUGUACGGAGAUCUCUUUCCUGAGUUUUUCACCAAUUCUCUGUAUAGCCGUUACAUGAAAUUGUAUUGUGAUUUUACAAGCUUUUGGAAGAGUUGUUGCCAUCAUUUUUUUUCAACAACACUUUCAUCCUGAAAAGAUAUGUGAUUUUGUUCCAAUGAACAGCAUUUUUAUCCAACACUUUCAGUUUUCCACUCAUCUGUUUAUAACUUGGUACACUAAAUUGCUUUAUCAUUAAAACAUAUCAUUGAUUUCCACCUAGACGUUGUGACUCAUUAUCACCAUUUCUGUAUUUGUAUUCUUUUUGAUUCAAUAAGUCAUCAAUAUUUCUCUGACAUUGGACGAGAUUAUAGAGUUCUGUCACAAUAUUCUUGUUCAAUGUGGGAUGUUGAAGUCAUUUAAGAUAUGAUUGACUUAACAAGUGGCCUGACCAUUACUUUUUUUAUCACAGAAAUUGCAAUAGUUCUGUACUGCGAUCAUGAAUUUGAUAGAUUAAAUUCUAUGCAACUCUCUUAUCAAUUUUAGUUCUUGUAUUGUACUUAUGAAAGGUGAAGUGAUUUCUAUAUUCCUAUACAUUUAUAUAAAUCUUACUCUAUUUUUGUUAUCAAUAUA
Molecule: messenger RNA, 3208 nt
Organism: Ylistrum balloti
Lineage: Eukaryota; Metazoa; Mollusca; Bivalvia; Pectinida; Pectinidae
Exons: 8
Coding region: 93-1568 (491 amino acids)
Molecular function (GO): 2-oxoglutarate-dependent dioxygenase activity
Source: RefSeq, a predicted model, not a curated record